Molecule: messenger RNA, 7255 nt
Organism: Vigna angularis (adzuki bean)
Lineage: Eukaryota; Viridiplantae; Streptophyta; Magnoliopsida; Fabales; Fabaceae
Exons: 14
Coding region: 1-6312 (2103 amino acids)
Biological process (GO): ribosome biogenesis
Cellular component (GO): nucleolus
Source: RefSeq, a predicted model, not a curated record
AUGCGAGUAAGGGACGAACGUGCAGUCUAUAUUGUAGGAGAACGAGCGGCAGAGACAUUCGGAAGCGACAAAGUCACGUCAGAAAGAAAUCAGAAGCGAAAACAAAGAUUCGAUGCCGAACCUCAAACUUCUUCCAAGCGGCACCGUUCUGAUAUUGCUCCGAAGCGUCAUGGUCCCUGGAACAAUCUUCAACUCAUACUUUGCAUCCAAGACAAAGACAAUGAUGUUUCCAGUAAGGUUAAUCAGGCAUUUAAUUUUGUGCGGUCAAGUGUGGAAAAUGGUGUUGGCGCUUGGCAGGAUUGUAAUACUAUAAAACUUCCAAGACUAAUAUCUUACCUUAAUGAUUGGAUCGUGACAUUGCUUUUUCCUCCGAAUGGGAAGAAAAACUGGGGCGAUGGGAAGACACCACAGCUCGAGGGGAUUGAGGCAUAUAUGGAUAUUCGUUGUUGGGAGAUAUUCAAGUUAUGCUUGCAGGAGUCUUUGAAGUUUCACGGCUCUUGGAGUAUGCCCCGGAACCUCCUACAAACUGUUCAGUUUGUUGCCAGAGAUUUACUGUCACUGCUAGAAGACACCUGUAUUAGUUCAGGAGAAGUUAUUAUAUCCGAAGAAAGGUUUAAACUGUAUGGUACUGCUAUUGAUUGUGUAUCGUUGGUAUUCUUGUCGCAUGGUGGGUUGUCAAAUAAAAACUUGGACUUGUGGGUUGAGACAGCCAAGGUGUUGCUUGAUCUUGUGCUGAAAACUUAUAACAAUAGCCUUGAUGACAGCAAUGUCGGUGCCCUUGCACAACGCUUUCUGUGGUCAGUGCUUCUGCCAUUCUCUAAGUUGAGUGUCCAGCGAGCUAAGAAAGGAUUUCAUAAUUUUGUGGAUAAACUUCUCGAGCCGCUAUUGCAUUUAUCUAGUGAGUUGCAUCUUCGGGUUAAUAGAAGUAAUCCCAUUUGGAUGUCGAGAUUAAAAGAGGCAGUGGAAGAAGUUCUUGCUCAUGGCCUUUUUCAUCAAGUGCAUAUUUCUGAGUUUUUAAGCCUACAUGGUUCAGAAAAUGAUGUUACUGCAUGUGAUGAAAAAUCAAAUGACUCAAAAACAACCAUUAAGAGUUAUACUAGACAUUUAUUUGAUGUACUGAAUAGAAUUAUAGCUAGGAAGAAUGCUAUGGCAAUGGGUAGCUUAGGCUUGUUAUUUCAUUUAUAUGCUACUUCAGCAAGAAAAUUCAAACUGGAUGAAGGGCUCAAGACAACAGAGAAAAUAGGUGAUUCAAGGCAACCAGUGCUAGGAAAACAUUCUAACUCAAAUAAUAUUUCUGCAGACAUUCAAAAAUCACUUUUUAAUUUUUUUGUACUUAUUAUGGAACCCCUUUUGCUGAAGAUUAAUGCCUAUAUUGAAGUUGAAGUAGAUGCCAAUACCCUGUUGUUGGAUCUUCAUGGUUUACUAAAGUCUAUUGGUAAUUUGCUUGCUAGUUUUAUGCGAGAGAAAGUUUAUUUGAGAACAGAAGAUACAUCUGGAGGAGCUUGUCUCAAUUUCUUGAAGAAAAUAUUUAAGACAUUGAUAACUAGUUCUACUAGUGUACUCCAUUUCUCCAAUUAUGAUACAACUAACAAGAUGGAGAUAUAUGUUUUGCCUGCUAAUGAGAUUCUAGUCGCUAUGGGAUAUCUUUUGCAGAUUGGAUAUGAGGUUAUUGGUGAAGGCUUGGUAAAUUUAUGGCUUCUUAUCUUGUCAUUCUCUGCCAUUAAUUGCAAUUUGGGGAAUGCUUUUGAUCAAUGCUCAUUACCUUGUGCUAUACCUGCCCUGGAGUGCCAAACAAUUCAUCUCUACAGUCAACUACGCCAGGUGGAAGUUGCUAUUUUAGCACUGUGCAAAGCUAUAAGGCUUAUUAUAUGUCCUGAGGGUUAUACUGAAGAAAGUUCUUCUAGGUUCUUGACAUUUCUGUCUAAUGAAGUUCAUUUUGAAGCAGUUGAAAGGCUCUUAUCUUCACAGAAUUUCAUUCAUGCCAUUUAUAAGGCUGUUGAAUCUAUUCCAGAAGGGCAGGUGUGUGGCUGUAUUAGACAGAUAAGAGAUGAUAUUUCAGAAUCUCUCAUGUGGAUGAAAGAUUUUUGUCCAUUGGUUGAUGGCAAGAAAUUGCAUUUUUUUAAUCUGCAAGUGGAACUGUUUGGUAAAGGGCUAUCCAGACUAUAUGGUUUAGUGCUUGGUUUGGUGACCGUCACUGAUGGUAACCGCAAUCUUUUUGGAGUUUCCGUAAAAGAACUUAUGGAAUUAAUGCGUCCCUACUUGAGUAUUCUAGUUGGAAAGCAGCAAGAUACAAUCUGCAAGUUCUUUUCUUCUGUCACAGGUCAAACUGUUGAUCGAGUGGUUAGAAAGGGAAACUUUUUAAAGAAAUUUGGUAUGUCCAGCCAAUGGGUUCUUGUGUUCUUCUUUCAGUUGUAUGUGUGUUGCCAAACCUUAUAUAGGCAAGCAAGCCUUAUGCCUCCUGAUUUGCCAAAAAAGUCUGCAGAGUUGAUGGACAGGAUUGAUGAGAUAGACUUCGGCUUUUUUUCUUGGAUUGUUCAACCCUCAGGUUCCCUCCUUGAUGUUAUGAAAUUUAUUUCUGACAUAUAUCUUAAACAUGGCCCAGAUGAUUCUUCCCCUUUGAUCUAUAUCUUUCAAUAUAUGGCUCUUCGAAGGCUUGUUGACGUGAAUAAACAGAUUAUAUUGUUCAAGUAUAUGCAAAAGAAGCAUUAUUUGCAGAAGCCUUAUAGAUCCCAAAUCAACACACUGAAGGAAGAAGCGGCUGGACUUACUAAUUUUAUUAUGGAAAAUUUAUCAUGUGUGUUUCAAUCCCCAAUCUUUGUUUCUGAAUGUGUAACUUGUGAAGAUGUAGUUUUUGUGGCUACUCAAAGCAACGAAUGUGAUCUAGGAGUUUAUUUUGCUGACAGAAAGUCAUUGCAAACACUCAUUUGGUCUAAUCUUUGCAAAAGUGUUGAUGUUUGGAGCAACCAUGCUUCAAAGAAGCAAAUGAAAAAGUUCUUCUCACAUUUACUCCAUACUUACCUUCAAAGUGUAACAAGUAGUUUUCAAGAGUCAGGUGUGCAAGAAAUUGACAAAUUUAAGCUGCUCAAGAGGGUCACUUUGUCACAAAUAUCAUCAGAACUUUUAAAUGAUUCACUUUUUUAUAAACAAAAAGUAAGAUCCUCCUUUUGUUAUACACAGUUCCUUUUACCCUUCACACACAAACACCCAUAUUUAAUCUUUCUAGUAUUUGGUUUAAAAGAUAAAGUUACACCUAUAUGUCUUCAUUUCAUAUUUUUGUUUCAGUUUGUCCACAGGAAUCUGGCCUCAAUAUUAUGUGAUGCUUUAGAGAAAUCUGCAUUUCCAUUAUUUAGUAAUGUUCCGUGUACUGAUGUGAAUCUUUGGUCAUUGCCUAAUUGGGUUGAGUUUUUAAGCGCCCUUGACAAGUCAACAGUGCUUAUUGAUGAGAAUAAAGAGAUUCCGGUUGAUUGUUCUGCUGUGGAAAGUUCAACCACUCAUUCAGACAGCAAACUUCCUGUGGAUAUCAGCAGGGAAGAAAAGACUUUCCCUGUCACAGACAAAGUUUUUCGAGAUUGCCAUCAUUUACUUGAUCUCUUAUGUUGGAUGCAAGAUAUAAAUGCAAGAUCAUUUUCAUAUCUCAUGACUUGUAUUUUCAACCUUGAAAGGCUUCUUGUCAGUGCUCUUCUGUAUUUUCAGUGUACAGUGCAGCAGGAUUAUUAUUGUGAGUACUUAAGAUUAUUUGUCUCGUGUCGGAAGGCAUUAUGGUAUAUAUUAAUUGGAUUCUAUGAGAAGGCGGAGACUAUUCAAUCAUUACCAAACACAAUUGUUUCUGAAAGUUCAUUCCCUGUUUUAUGGAUUACAAAGUCAUUAUCUGUGGUUGUGGGGAUUACAGAGGCAUUCUCUGCAAAAGACACUAUUUUAUGUAAAUCUAUGAUGUUUUCCUUGUUGGAUUACACAUCACAUGUCUUGUCCAGCAUAGGUAAAUAUCAAAGUGUAAAUGCUUUUUCCAUUAAUAAAGAAGCUGAAGUGUCACGUGAAGAGAUCUCUAAUCAUAUGAUUUGCCAUGAAGAGAAUAAUUUGAUUCCAUCUUCUCAGAACUCCCCCAAGCUUGAGGCAUUGAAAUGUUUAACCUUUAUGGGUAAGAAUUUGAAAGAGCAUAAACACAGUUUGCUUGUUUCUAUUAACAAUUCCCCUCAUAAUGUCAGUGUGGGAUUUGGUCUUACCAUUGAAAACAUCAUUAGAUUGUCGUCUGCAGUUUGUUGCUUUAGUAGAGUGUUGUGGGGCCUCACAUCCUCCACUGGCCUAACAGAUGCUAAAGAUAUUGAUGAAAAACAAUUAUUGAUCUUGAAAAGUGAGCAUGCCUCUGAACUAAAUAGUUGUAUAUCUUUUCUCAUGGAGCUUUCUGAUGUUUUUGUGAACAAAUUUCUUGUUGAGAGUAACCAACUUUCCAAAAGUUCCCAUAGUAGACAGCAUUCUGAAGAUCCAGUGAUGCAGGUGUCUUUGUCACUUACCAAUUUGGCACCUAAAGUUGUUGUUUCUAAGGCUAAUACCUCAGCUGGUCCACAAAAUGAAUGUAAAGCUGCUGCAACUUGCUAUACUUUAUCAGUUGAUAAUGUCUCCAAGGGUGUCAGUGAUCUAGGAAGGGCUUUGAAUCCAAAAGGUGAAAACUCUGUUGCUAGGGUUUUGGCCGGGGUGGAUUACUUUGAGCCACAGGGUCUAAAUAAGCAUUUUUUACGAAGUUUGGUAAAAGCUGAUCACCCUGAAGUAGCUUUAUUGCUGAGACAACUGCUAAUUGCUUUCUCAUCUCUUUUGAGGUUAAAUUUGCAUAGAAAUGAUCGUUUCUUACCUUCUAGUCUUGUAUCUACUUUCAUUGAAAUUUCACAACUCCUAUUACUAGAAUUUGCAGAGAUGGUUAUGGUCCCACAACAAUCUGCUUUGCUGUUGUUUGAUGGCGCUUGCAGCUAUUUGAGAGAAUUGGUGGGUUAUUUUCCUUUCACCGAUCCUACAUCCUCUAGAAAAGUCCACACAGAAUUGAUUCAGGUUCACAUGAGGGCAAUAGGCAAGUCCAUUUUGUUGCAAGGAAAAGGGCGAACACUAACCUUUCAUGAAAGACAGUCAAGUGCAAAGCCACUUCAUUGUGGAUCAGUUGAAGCUUACUCUUCUACUGAAUUGCACUGCUUUGCCUUGGAUGAAUUUAGAACCAGGCUGCGGAAGUCAUUUAAAGCAUAUAUAGAGAAGUCAUCUGAGCUGCAUCUUUUGUCUACUAUACAGGUCAUUGAGAGAUCUCUAGUAGGUAUUCUAGAAGGAUGUACUGUGAUUUAUGAUGUAAAAACAAGUAAAGAUGGGGAGGAAAUUUUGUUAGUUGUGGCAGGUGGCAUUGAUUGCUUUAGAAUGAUUCUUGAAUUUGUUUCAGGUCGGAAAGGCUUGAAGAUGAUUAAAAGACACAGUCAGAAUUUAGUAUCUGCUGUUUUCAACAUUAUUGUGCAUUUACAGACUCUCCUUAUUUUUUAUGAUAACUUGGCAUCUGGAACAGCUGUCAGUACUCCUGAUCCUGGGUCAGCCAUUCUCAUGGGUGUUGAAGUACUGGUUACAGUUUCUAGAAAACAGGCUCAAUUCCCAAUGGAUGUGGGUCAAAUAUUACAUAUCCCUGCCGUACUCUUUCAGAAUGUUUGUCAGUUUAGGGUUACUAAAGCGCCUGGGUCAUCAGAACCAUUGAUGAUUUCAAAAAAGCAUAUUUGUGAUCCAGUAAAGAGAGUGGGUCACGUUGAUCACCCGUUCUUAGUUAGCCUCUUCAUUGUGUCUUGUCAACUAUUGUGUACCAUUAUUAUGCAUCGUCCAAGUGAGUGCAGACAGUGUGUUGCCCAUCUUGAAGCUUCUGUUGCUGUUCUUCUUAAUUGCUUGGAGACAGUUUCUGAUGAUGAAUCAAAAAGGAAUAAGGGUUGCUUUUCUUCAGAUGAGGAAUUAAAAUGUGCCUGUUUUAUGAGAAGAAUUUAUGAAGAGGUUUGUGAGAUCUAUAAUUUUUCAACCAAAGUGAGAACUAAAUUGGCUAUUAAACCAAAAGAUAUCUUUAGUCGUCAAUGUUCUCUGUUUUUAUCCAAUUACAUAUGGGUUUAUUCAGGAUAUGGUCCCAAGAGAAGUGGCAUCAGAAGAAAAGUAGAUGAAGCUCUACGACCGGGUGUCUAUGCUUUAAUAGACGCUUGCUCAGUUGAUGAUCUUCAAUAUCUUCAUUCGGUUUUUGGAGAGGGACCUUGCAGAAACACCCUGGCCAGUCUUUUGCAUGAUCGCAAACUCAACAAAUACAAAGGAAAAGUUUGAUCUUGAAAUUUUAUUUGCUGACAGUUUUUUUGUGCACUCCUCUCUUGGCUGAGAGCAAGCUAUUCUUAUAACUGGAAAUGAUGUGAUUAUUUUCCCAAGGCGGAGACGUUACCAGAUUCUACGCACGCACGCAUGGUGAGAAGAUACAUCUUGUAAGACCUUGAAAAUUUAACCCAAAAACCCACCUGUCAAAUCCCAGUUAAUGCACCCAAAACCCUGCUCAGACCAUUUAAAACUCACUCCCAAACUCUGCAAACUGACGCCAGGUGUCAAGAAUGGAACGUUCUAAAAUCAGUAGUGGAAGACAAGUGUCCGUAUGAGAGUGCACGUCCGUUUUACCUUGGGAAGAAAAAUGAUUUUUCUGAAAACCUUCUUCCCACUCUCUGCAUGCACCCUUCUUUCUCCUGAAAAACUGACUUUUCAUUUCCUCCUCCUUCUCUCUAGAAACCUCUUCCUUCUCUCUACUGAAACUUACCCUUUCUCUUCUCCGUUCAUCAUUCAGAAACCAUAGAAGUACUCCCGACGCCGUAAGCUUCAAUUUGGACCGAACAGAUCCAGAUUCUAAAACUCAUUUGAUUGGAAGAGUUAAGUGACCGUUGAGGGUAGAAAACGUUAGUUGGACGAGCCACAAAUCUUGCGUUUUGGACAAUUUGUUCACGAAUCCAGAAGGCGAGGCAUUGCUAGAAGACGUUAUUGAAGAGGAGAAUCUGGUAGACGUGGAAGUUAAAGCCGAGCCUUAGAGCUUUCGUUUAAUUUUUAGAUGUUAGCUUUUUAGUUUUUGAACGUUCGGUUAUUUGAUUUUGUAAAACCGUUCGUCCCGAACUUCUAUUAUUUCUGAAUUACUGUAUGGAUUUCUGUAUUUAAAGCCUUUUGGUUUAUGAACUCUAAUUUUUUUUAGUGUAAGACUGCACUGUGUGACUGUUAAUUGUAAUUAAUUCUAUCA